Gopherus evgoodei (Goodes thornscrub tortoise) is the source of this 2557-nucleotide messenger RNA. RefSeq names its product transcription factor 19 (gene TCF19). The transcript has 3 exons. Gene Ontology annotation, cellular component: nucleus. The record is from RefSeq and is a predicted model, not a curated record. The coding region runs from base 39 to 1163 and encodes 374 amino acids. NCBI's taxonomy places the organism in Eukaryota, Metazoa, Chordata, Testudines, Testudinidae. Gene Ontology annotation, biological process: regulation of gene expression. Gene Ontology annotation, molecular function: protein binding.
AGCACCCCCUCCCCAAUGCUGGGGAGGGGGAGCCGGCCAUGCCGUCUGAGGCCCUGCCCUGCUUCCAGCUGCUGCGGAUGGGCCCAGCCUGCCCGGGGGAUGACCCGAACCGGGACCUGCACACCUUCCGGCCAGCCGGGCCACACUGCACCUACCGGCUGGGGCGCCGAGCUGAGGUCUGCGACGUCCCCCUAGUGUCGGAGCGCAACCCGGGGCUGGUGUCCCGCGUCCAUGCUGAGAUCCACGCCGAGAGGGACCCCCACAGCACCGCCGGGGAGUGGCGGGUCUGCCUGGUGGAUUGCAGCACCCAUGGCACCUACGUCAAUGCAGUGCGGGUGCCCCGGGGCCAGCGCCUGGAGCUGAGCGACGGAGACCUGGUCACCUUCGGCCACCCGGACCCUGUGCCCGAGGGCUGCGCCCUGGCGCCCCCGCCUGGCGACUCGGAGUUCUGCUUCCUCUUCCAGAAGGUGCGGGUGCAGCCCCAGGAUUUCGCCGCCAUCACGGCCCCCAAGGCCCCCUGGCCGCUCCCCUGCGGCUUCAAACCAGUGCUGCCCGGUGGCAAUCAUCGCAUCCGGCCGCUAGCCCGGCCGGCGGGGCCCUCCCGCCCGUCCCGCCCCAAGGCCACCCUGAUCCUCAGCUCCAUCGGCAGCAUCAGCAAGCUGAAGCCGCAGCCGCUGACUUUCACCCUGAGCCGGGGCCCAAGGUUAGAGCCGCCCGCCCGGCCUGGGGCCUCCAGGAACCGUCGGAAGUCGGCCCACACGCUGCUGCCCGAGCUGGAGGACGAGGUGACCCGGCUGGACGAGGAGCAGUGGCCUUGUGAGCCGGACGGAUACAACUGCCAGAGCCCGCUGCGGAGGGCGCCGAAGGGGGCGGGGAGCGGCAGGGCGCAGCCGGACGAGCGACUGAAGGUCCAGGUCACGCCAAGCGGGAAGCGGCGGGGGCGGCCACGGAAGCACCCACUGCGUGACACCUGCCAGGUGUUCUCGCAGACGCUGCUGGCGGCAGAGCCCUGCGCAGCCCCGCGCUGUCGCCUGCCCCAGGACGAGACGGUGCAGUGGGUGCAGUGCGAUGGCUGCGACGCCUGGUUCCAUGUGGCCUGCGUGGGCUGCAGCUACAGUGCCGUCCAGGAGGCCGACUUCCGCUGCGGGGGCUGCUGCACGUAGCCGCAGGGCAGGAAGACACGGAGCACAGGGUGGCCUGGAGACUGUGCAAAAUAGGCAGCAACUGGUGAAACUGUGCUAGGUGAUUGUGAGCGCACAGACAGCAACUGGUGAAACUGUGCCAGGCGAUUGUGCGUGCAGUGACGGGUGAAACCGUGCCAGGCAAUUGUGCACACACAGUGACUGGUCAAACUAUGCCAGGCAAUUGUGUGUGCAGACAGUGACUGGUGAAACCAUGCCAGGCGAUUGUGUGCACACAGGAAGUGAUUGGUGAAACCGUGCCAGGCGAUUUUGCACUUACAAGCAGCGACAGGUGAAACAUGACACCUUAGAAGGGACUGGUGGAAUUGUGGGAGACAAGCAAUGACUGGUGAAAUUGUGCCAGGCGAUUGUGCACGCACAAACAGUGGCGGGUGAAAACAUGCACACCCUCACAGCGACUGGUGACACCGUGCCAGCCAAGUGGAGACUGGGUGAAAACAGCUGAGGAGAGGGAAGCACGAAACGUAAGCCGGGCACGUGGCUGGCAAUGGAAACAAAAGAUGCCCGGCUUGUGACUUGUGCAAAAGUGCAAAGACAAUUGUGCAAACCUGGGAGCUGAGCACGUCCUCCUUGGGCUGAGAUUUUUGUCUCCCUGCAGGGGAGCAGGGAAUGGAACACGGGGCCUUUCCCCUCUACGGAGCACUGGCUCCACAAUCCAGCCUCAGCACACGUGAACCAUGGGUUGUGAAAAUGUGCCCAGCGGGUGCGCGCCAAUGGAGCGCUGAUGCAUGAGCAGUGUUUCACGCUGACCGUGCCGGGAUAUCGCUCUCAAUCGGGCUGGACGUUUGCCCGGUGCCUCAUCAGAGCAUUCGGCAGUCGUGCGCAGCACGAGCAUUGAAGCAGACAACUCGCAGAGAUUACACGCGGCCUUCGUGACAAAACAAGACAGCUGUGCAGCCUCGCACGAGGAGAUGACCUGGCUGUUUCCACACCCACGGGGACUCCAGGAGGGCAUCCAAGACACACACACACACCCCGUGCGAUUGAAUCAUCCACUGGCCUUUACACCACAUUCCCUUCCUUCUUUCCGUAGCAACUGCUUCUCCGUGCGCCUGGAUUUCCCCAUGCGAAUAAUCCCAGUCAGCAUGGCCUCCCAUGGAGCCGCUUUCCCACUCCCUUCUUCCUUCCAGGGGCGGGGAGACGGAAAAGAAGGGAGUGAAAAGACACCGGAAAGGCCAGAAGCACUGGAGUUUUCAGCCUGUUCUUCUUCCUACUCCUAAACCGGACCUUUCCUGCCCACGACGCUGGUGAAUGCCUUCCCGGAGCAGCCACGGACAGAGACACGGAUCCACCUCUCCCCUGGGUUAUUUUUUCCUUCUUUCGCUCUGGUACCAAAAAAAGGGGUUUCUAACCAA